AUGGCGGCCUCCGGCUGGGCGCGCACCGCCGUGGUUUUUCUCUGUGCAUGUGAUCUGAUGCUGCUCCUGCUGUUGCCGCCGAGGGCCUUCGCCGCCGAGGGCCCGGCCGAGACACCCGGCGAGGCCACCCCACCUCCCCGGAAGAAGAAGAAGGAUAUUCGCGACUACAACGACGCCGACAUGGCUCGUCUUCUGGAACAGUGGGAGAAAGAUGACGACAUAGAAGAAGGAGACCUCCCAGAGCACAAAAGACCCUCUGCACCGAUAGACUUCUCCCAGAUAGACCCGGGCAAGCCCGAGAGCAUACUGAAGAUGACGAAGAAGGGCAAGACGCUCAUGAUGUUUGUCACCGUGUCAGGAAAGCCCACCGAGAAGGAGACGGAGGAGAUCACCAGCCUGUGGCAGGGCAGCCUUUUCAACGCCAACUAUGACGUCCAGAGGUUCAUCGUGGGGUCAGACCGUGCCAUCUUCAUGCUGCGUGAUGGGGGCUACGCAUGGGAGAUCAAGGACUUCCUGGUCAGUCAGGACAGGUGUGCUGACGUGACCCUGGAGGGCCAGGUGUACCCUGGCAAAGGGGGAGGAAGCAAAGAGAAGAAUCAAACCAAGCAAGAGAAGGGCAAGAAAAAGAAGGAGAGAGACCCGAAACCCCGGGCUUCGAAGGAAGACAAUCGGGCUGGGAGUAAGAGGGAAGAGCUGUGA
This is a messenger RNA of Rangifer tarandus platyrhynchus (Svalbard reindeer), 699 nucleotides long. NCBI's taxonomy places the organism in Eukaryota, Metazoa, Chordata, Mammalia, Artiodactyla, Cervidae. The record is from the annotation of a GenBank genome assembly.